Molecule: messenger RNA, 1967 nt
Organism: Strongylocentrotus purpuratus (purple sea urchin)
Lineage: Eukaryota; Metazoa; Echinodermata; Echinoidea; Camarodonta; Strongylocentrotidae
Product: acid sphingomyelinase-like phosphodiesterase 3b
Exons: 6
Coding region: 303-1661 (452 amino acids)
Molecular function (GO): hydrolase activity
Source: RefSeq, a predicted model, not a curated record
UACCACAAUGUCACCCUAUACAAAAACAAAAAUCGAGCUACAGAAUGGCUUAUUUCGCUACUAGGAAAUAAAUGUGAAGUCUGAAAGGUUGUUCCGAUCUUAUAUAUUUGCUGAUCAUGGACAAAGUUUAGGCGGAGUAAACCCUCUCCGCAACCAUCGCCCUUGGUACACACCCACACGGACAGAGACGAAUGCGAUAAUAGAAUGAUAGGACAAGAUUAAAAAAAUAGUGCAUCGAGUCAUUCAUCGUGUAUUGCGCGACUCGAUUAGGAAGGAAAUAGACAAACUAGCUUGAAGAGAUAAUGUACUCGUACAGGGAGAUAUUGAUUGGUUUCUACUUGUUCACCUGUGCUACACUUUCAUGGGGUGACGAAGGGAACUUUCUCCACAUCUCUGAUGUUCAUUACGACCCUUUCUACGGGGAUGGGGUGUACCCGACCUCAAGCUCCUGUUCAGAGGCCAUCGAUCCCGCCCAGUACCCCUUGGGUAAUCAUCAUUGUGACAGCCCAUGGGCGCUGGUAGAGAGUGUGUUCCAGGCCAUGGCUGAUACCAUGACAAGUGAAACGGACUUCAUCGUUUGGACAGGGGACACCCCGGGUGCCAUAGACCUGAGUCAUCUUAAUACCACCAAAGUACUCUCCAUGAUCCAAAAUGUAACUUCAGAGAUGAGAGAACGGUUGCCUGCUGACAUUCGUGUCUUCCCGGCUAUUGGUAACCAUGACAACUAUCCUCGUCACAUCCUCGAUCCCGCGCCCAAUGAAUUCAGGGAUAGCCUGGCCGAGGUUUGGGACCCGUGGCUUGCAAACUACCAAGAUGCCAAUGAUACAUUCAAAUCAGGUGGUUACUAUGUAACUCCAAUAAACGGUAAUCUAUGGAUGGUAGUACUGAAUACUGCUAUGUAUUACUACAAGGACCCAUUAACAGAAGGCAUUGCUGAUCCAGCAGGGCAGUUCGAUUGGCUAGAAGACACUCUCGAAGCUGCACAGACCGCCGGUAAAAAGGUAUUCAUCAAUGCUCACAUCUUACCUGGUUCGUUGGAGGGAGAAACGAAGAUCUCUUUUCAAACCAGCUUUAACGUGAGGUAUCUAGAAAUCAAUCGAAAGUACAGUAACGUGAUUAAAGGACAAUUCUUCGGCCAUCAUCAUUACGAUAGCUUCAGAAUACUCUAUGAUGACACAGGUUUGCCUAUCAACGCUCUAUACGUCCAGCCCUCCGUAACACCUCGUCAAACACCGGCUCCUCGGAAUCCUAGCUUCCGUAUGGUGACCUACGACCGCGAUACAGGCGACAUCAUUGACAUCCAUCAAUACUACCUCGACAUCAGCAUGGACAAACCGACCUGGGAACUAGAGUACCGCGCCACCGAGGCUUACAACAUCGCCGAUCUUAGCCCCGUAUCCCUUGACCAACUCGUCGACAAGUUUUCGAGUGAGGAGUCGAGUCCGGAUGCCUUUGAGCGGUAUUACUUGUACAACACAGUAAUGGCUUCUGCGGGCGAGUGCGACGAGGACUGUAGGAAGUUACACAUUUGCGCCAUCACUAAACUGGAUAUUCCUGAAUAUGAAGAUUGUAUAGCUGGAAGUGGAAACGUUGUCAGAGGAAGCCUUCGUACUGUCAUUUUGUUGUUUAUUGUCCGACUGUGGCAAUCGUUGAUGUCAUGAUCUCAAGCAACUAUUUAUGUGGUUUUGAUACUCAGCCUAAACGAAUUAGUGGAAAGUAAUCAAAAUUAUUUGUUUUAUAAAAAAAAAUUAGAGUUCCCUAUAAACAUCUAUAUGCCUGGCUAUGUAUCCCAAUCACUUCAUUCUCUGAACUAUUCUGAUUUUAAACUUUUUAUUGAUAUUAUAUUUCAUUGGGUCUCUUUUAUUCAUUUAUUUAUUGCGUUUUAUUUAAACAGGGUAGCCCGUCAUUGUAAUCAAAGUACUGUUUUCCGGUCCCCCCCCCCCUCAAGUUUUUUUUAAUUAAAAAAA